AUUUAAAGUAAUUGCCAAUGAACAACAGGGAAUAAAGUUCUGAACAUCGACCUUGAUUUAACCUAACCAGAAGGUUACUUCUCAAAUAAUCGAAGGAGUCUUCCGCCGCUCUAUUGCCACUUUGAAUAAUCGAUUGCUCGACCUCUUCAAGUAAUCUUCUCCGCAAUAUCUACUCUUCCAAGCUUCGACGUUGAAGCUCUGAACCUGUGGAAACGGCUUCAUCUCUUUUUCUCUAACACGUCCGGGCGCUCUCUUAUUCCUGUUAUAUAUGGAUAUUGAGAUGGAGAAUCCUGAAGAGGAGACUGAAGUUGAAUCUGGUUCAGAAGAAGAAGACGAUGACCAAGCUGUGAAAUCGGCUGAACCUUCAAAGGAUGCCGUUUACAACAAGAAUGGGUUGCUAGACAAGCUUGGAGACAUCAGCUGGCCUGAAAAAGUGGACUGGAUACACAGACUCUCAUUUGACAUAGACAAAGAGGGAGAAGAAGUGGACGUGAAUGAUGACCUGGCACGAGAGCUUGCAUUCUACACACAGGCCUUGCACGGGACACGGGAAGCCUAUCUCAAGCUUCAAUCCGCCGGGCUUCCAUUUUUGAGGCCCUCUGAUUACUAUGCUGAAAUGGUGAAAUCUGACGUCCAUAUGGAAAAAGUUAAGGGCCGUCUGUUGUCAGAAAAGAAAAGGAUUGAGGAAGCCGAGGAAAGGAAGAAGGCUAGGGAGAACAAGAAAAUAGCUAAAGAAAUGCAGGCUCAGAAACUGAAAGAAAGGGCUCAGCAGAAGAAACAUGAUAUUGAGUCUGUCAAGCAGUGGAGGAAACAAAGGCAGCAGAGUGGGUUUGACAAAGAUGCGAAAGCUGAACUCGAUUUAGACUUUGAAGAUGGUAAUGGUAAGGUUUUCCAACGAUCUGGUAAAAACAGGCCAGGGGUGGCCCCCGGUGAUCGUUCGGGAGGGAAGGGCAGAUUUGGUAGUGGAAACACUAAAAAGGGAGGGUUUAAGAACUCCAAAUUUGGUUUUGGUGGGCAGAAAGGUGGGAAGAAGCAAAACACUGCCGACUCUACCAAUGAUUUUCGAUCGUUCAACAAAAAUAGAGAUUCCUCUGGUGGUAAAAGGAGAAGGGUGAAGUGAUCAAUUUCGUUUAGCAUAUUUUUAAAAUUUGUUUUAGGAUCAUUAUUUGUAUUUUGAAGCUGAGUGCCCCCCUUGUUUUGUACUCUUAUCUAUUUAAAUUUCGAAAUUGAUCUAGCUCUGUACCUUUGAAUUGUUUAAAUAUGAUCACUAUUUCCACACAUUUCUUUUUUGAGUUAUGCUACAACGCCUACAAGUAUACCGUCAGUUACAUUGUUUUGGUAUCCGUCUGUUAUCGAGUUCUGUUAUUCAAUGUAUC
Molecule: messenger RNA, 1376 nt
Organism: Cuscuta epithymum
Lineage: Eukaryota; Viridiplantae; Streptophyta; Magnoliopsida; Solanales; Convolvulaceae
Source: the annotation of a GenBank genome assembly